AUGCCGGUUAGUAAAACUUACCAACCGGAUAGAUUAAUCUGGCAUUUUACUAAAUCGGGGAAAUAUUCCGUCAAAUCCGGUUACCGGUUAGCUCGGGAAUUGAAUAUGGAUGUAGAGUAUGGGCCGACGUGUACGGCUUUGCGGGCUCAAUCAUGGAAACUUGAUGUACCCUCCAAGAUCCAACACUUUUUUUGGCAGAUUGGAUCGGGUACUCUACCAUUGCUAGAACGUCUUGCACAUCGGGGUGUUCGUUGUGAUACCAUGUGUAAGAGAUGCAAUUCUGGAGUGGAAACUAUAAAUCAUGCGCUCUUUGAGUGUCCAAGGUCUCGAGGUGUUUGGGAGUUGUCCUCUGUCCGGAUGGACCCAUGGGGUUUUCCAUACACAUCGAUUUAUGCGAAUUUAGACUUUAUUUUUUGGCGGGCGUCUUCGCAAUCCUGGGUCUCGGAUAUAGGCAUUCAACUACCUUGGAUUAUUUGGUCAAUUUGGAAAGAUAGGAAUAAAAAGGUUUUCCAGGGUUUUGAGGUAGAGCCUCUUGAGAUUUUGAAUCAAGCAGCUACUGAUAAAUUAUUGUGGGAGGAGGCCAAGUCUUACUCAGCGAAUUAUCUGGAACCUCCGACUUUUGUGGAGGAUAGGGCAUCCUCUCUCCUAUGCCAAAUUGAUGGUUCAUGGAAAGGUACAGACCCCUUCCAGGGUUUGGGUUGGUGGUGUUGCAGUGGAGAGCUUACAACGAUCCUGUUGGGUGCACGGAGUCAUUAUCGGAGUAUAUCUCCAUUACAUGCAGAACUACAAGCGCUGAUCUGGGCUAUGGAGUCUUUACUGGUGGCUGGAGUAGAUUGUCAAGCUUUCGAGACGGAUAGUGUAGAGUUGUUGGCAAUGGUGCAGAAGCCGGAAGAUUGGCCGGCUUUUUCUACUCUGUUGGAGGAUUUCUCUCUACUUCGGAGUUCCUAUCCCUCAUUUUCCCUCACCAAGAUUCCACGUGAUGCCAACGUCAGAGCCGAUUGCCUAGCUCGCUCCUCAUGA
Molecule: messenger RNA, 1020 nt
Organism: Camelina sativa (false flax)
Lineage: Eukaryota; Viridiplantae; Streptophyta; Magnoliopsida; Brassicales; Brassicaceae
Molecular function (GO): RNA-DNA hybrid ribonuclease activity; nucleic acid binding
Source: RefSeq, a predicted model, not a curated record